This is a messenger RNA of Toxotes jaculatrix (banded archerfish), 2799 nucleotides long. It is a transcript of the gene atad1b, whose product is annotated as ATPase family AAA domain containing 1b. Gene Ontology annotation, cellular component: mitochondrial outer membrane. The record is from RefSeq and is a predicted model, not a curated record. Lineage: Eukaryota; Metazoa; Chordata; Actinopteri; Toxotidae. The transcript is spliced from 11 exons. The coding region runs from base 170 to 1264 and encodes 364 amino acids. Gene Ontology annotation, molecular function: ATP hydrolysis activity; ATP binding.
CCUGCUCUCCUGCUCUUUGGUGGCGGGAGUGAGUCCAAACUCGGUAGAGGUAGAAGAAGAAGAAAGAGACAAUCCGCAUCAGCACCACAGAAGAAGAGGCCGGAGAAGUGCGCUGCCUGACUGACCGGAGGAGCCCUGUGUGUAUUUCCUGUCCUCGCUGACCCUGACGAUGGUGUUGAGGGAAGUCCCAGCUGAAAACAUCGCCCGUCCUCUGGGCAGGAAUGAGGUCAUCGGCCUCCUCUUCCGCCUCACCAUAUUUGGUGCUGUCACCUACUUCACCAUCAAGUGGAUGGUGGACGCCAUCGACCCCACCAGGAAGCAGAAGGUGGAGGCUCAGAAACAGGCAGAGAAGUUAAUGCGUCAGAUCGGAGUUAAAAACGUGAAGCUGUCAGAGUACGAGAUGAGCAUCGCAGCUCACCUGGUCGACCCGCUCAGCAUGCAGAUCACCUGGAGAGAUAUCGCAGGUCUGGACGAGGUGAUCACAGAGUUAAAGGAGACGGUGAUCUUACCUGUUCAGAAGAGACACCUGUUCCAGGGAUCCAGACUGCUGCAGCCCCCGAAAGGUGUGUUGCUGUACGGGCCCCCUGGCUGCGGUAAAACUCUGAUUGCCAAGGCAACAGCCAAGGAGGCGGGGUUUCGUUUCAUCAACCUGCAGCCGAGCACGCUGACGGAUAAGUGGUACGGAGAGUCCCAGAAACUGGCUGCUGCUGUGUUCUCAUUGGCUGUUAAACUGCAGCCGUCAAUCAUCUUCAUCGACGAGAUAGACUCGUUCCUGAGGAGUCGCUCCAGCUCGGACCACGAAGCCACGGCCAUGAUGAAAGCCCAGUUCAUGAGUCUGUGGGACGGACUGGACACAGACCACCACUGCCAGGUGAUCAUAAUGGGAGCCACGAACCGUCCUCAGGAUCUGGACUCUGCUAUUCUCAGGAGGAUGCCCACCAGGUUCCACAUCAACCAGCCGAGCGUGAGGCAGCGAGAGCAGAUCCUCAAACUCAUCCUGGAGAACGAGAGCGUGGACUCGUCAGUUGACCUUGUCGAUAUCGCCAAGGAAACAGAUGGUUUCUCAGGAAGUGACCUCAGAGAGAUGUGUCGCGACGCCGCGCUGCUUUGUGUCCGAGACUUCGUCCACUCUCAGAACGACAGCUCGUUGGAGGACGUCAUUCGUCCGAUCCUUCAGUCCGACCUUCAGAAGGCGAUCGGUAAGAUGAAGAAAUCUAAACUGGCGGGUGGACACAGCGCCCUGCUGCACGCCGCUCUGGACUGAACACAAACUCACACUUUGAUCACGUGAUGACCUCAGCUCAGCCUGCAGUCGCAGGUUUGAUUCCCGACCCGUUGAUCAGCUCAGUGCGUACAUACUGACCCUCUGUCUCUUGAUGUGUUUAAACGUGUCCGACGUGCCACUGCUUUUUGGUUUUUGUUUUUAUUUAAACCUUUUUACGGCGGCGCUGAUGAUCCCUGAGAAGCAUCCGAUGACCCAGGAAUGACGAAGCGUUCGUUUCUGUGCCUGAGAGUAAGAACAUACCGAACCGUCGAGAAGCUCGAGUUCCAGGUUUUGACAUGACAAUGACAUGAAUUCAUCGUUACAGCUCGUCUUGCGCUUUGCUGCUGGUUUCCACUGUAAAUAAACUCCGUAGUAAAAUUUCUUUUUAAAAAUGAAAUCAAACUAACGAGUCUCCUCAUCAUUGAACCAGUUACAGGACGGUGUCUCCCAACCUUUCUGUGCUGUGACCACCUUAAAUGGGACGAUGUCUUUUUGCAGCCCCUCGUCUCUGGUUGGAUCCGUCCGUCUGAUGUUAUUCCACGUUUUUCAAAGUGUCUUUUUCUGCUGACGUAAGUCUUCAAAAACACUGCACACAUAUAUCAUUUAUAAUCUUCAUCUGUGGGCAGGUAUACGGUGUCACAGUCACUGCGUAUAAAGUUUGUGGUUUCUCUGUAAUUUUGCUGUUGUCCUUCCCUCCUCGGUCUGAGCCUCUCAGCUCUGAGCCCAUUGGUUCCUCCUGAAGACGUAAAUCUUUAACACACCUGACUGAUCAGCUAUAAUUAGAACCAAAUGAUCAAACCCUGAAACUGCUGUUAGUAAAUAAGUGACUUAUCUAAGUAAAACAGUUCAAUCAUUAAAAUGAGUUUUAAAAAGAGUCAAAUCAUUUUGCAGAUUAAAAUAAAUUAGAUUGUAAUUUAUUUUACCAACUGGAGGAUGAAGCUUCGUUUUAAUUAUUCAACUAAUUAUUAUGUAUUGAUGAUGAUAUUGAUUCAGAUUUUUUGACUGCCCUGCCUUUUCAUAACUUUUCAUUACCUGUUAGUUAGUUUUAGGAUUCCACACCAACUCAUCAUUUUCCAGGAAAUUAUUUGGAAAAUUCUCAAGUUUGUAAUUUCCUAAUAUUCUCCUGGAAAUAGUUCUGUGAUCUGUUAUUAUUUAUUAUUUACUGGAAACUGUUUGUUUAUAGUUUCUUCAGCUUUAUUUAUUAGUCAGUUUAUUGUGAUUACAGUUCAGCAGAACUACUUUGCUUUACAUUGGCUUUUAGAAUGAAUUCAGUGAACAUGUGAUAAGUUUGGAAAUGACUGACCCAUAAAUCUGUUUCUGAAAUCUUUACACAGUCAAAUCAAAAAGCAAAGUGAGUUUGAAGCAGAAAGAGAAUCUAAUCCUGCAGUUUGUUUCAAACUGUGCAACUUUUUCAUGACGAGCACUUUAUCAUUAUUACUCCGACCUUUUUGUUUUUAUUCUGUUUGAAUGUGUGGAAGUGACCGUGGUUUGUUUAGUGUCACUGCAGGAAACAGCGAAUAUUCACAUUUAACCAG